Molecule: messenger RNA, 786 nt
Organism: Meleagris gallopavo (turkey)
Lineage: Eukaryota; Metazoa; Chordata; Aves; Galliformes; Phasianidae
Source: RefSeq, a predicted model, not a curated record
AUGGGCACGGAGCUGCAUCUCAAUGCUGAGCAGCACCCGUUGCUUUUUCUCUGCAGAAGAGUGCUGGAAGCGGCCAAGAGGGCAAACCAGACAGGGCACUUCAUCUGGAUGGGCUCGGACAGUUGGGGCUCCAAGAUCUCCCCUGUGCUGCACCUGGAGGAAGUGGCUGAGGGCUCUGUCACCAUCCUACCCAAGCGUGUGUCUGUCAAAGGUUUCGAUCGCUACUUCUCCAGCAGGACACUGGACAACAACCGCCGCAACAUCUGGUUUGCUGAAUUUUGGGAGGAAAACUUCCACUGCAAGCUGAGCCGACACGCGCUGAAGAAGGGCAGCAGCAUCAAGAAGUGCACCAACCGGGAGCGGAUUGGCCAGGACUCUUCAUACGAGCAGGAGGGCAAGGUGCAGUUCGUCAUCGACGCCGUCUACGCCAUGGGACACGCUCUGCACAACAUGCACAAGAACCUGUGCCCCGGCAAGGUGGGGCUGUGCCCCAAGAUGGACCCGGUGGACGGUGUGGAGCUGCUCAAGUACAUCCGCAACGUCAACUUCUCAGGCAUUGCUGGGACUCCAGUGACCUUCAAUGAGAAUGGAGAUGCACCAGGACGUUACGACAUCUACCAAUACCAGAUCAGGAACUCCACUCCUGAGUACAAAGUCAUCGGGCACUGGACCGACCACCUCCACCUGAAGAAACCACGCGGUCACAUCAACGCCCUGAAAACACAACUCAGCAGCAUCCCAGGGCCCUCGGUUCUGAGAAAACAAACCAUCGACUCCAUGCUUUAG